Vigna radiata var. radiata (mung bean) is the source of this 1051-nucleotide messenger RNA. RefSeq names its product squamosa promoter-binding-like protein 3. Gene Ontology annotation, molecular function: DNA binding. The record is from RefSeq and is a predicted model, not a curated record. NCBI's taxonomy places the organism in Eukaryota, Viridiplantae, Streptophyta, Magnoliopsida, Fabales, Fabaceae. Gene Ontology annotation, cellular component: nucleus. The coding region runs from base 27 to 572 and encodes 181 amino acids. The transcript has 2 exons.
CAUCACCCUAUUGCAGCCAUUCUUCCAUGGAGGGGUUGGAGCCAAAGGUGGUGGUGAGGGGUGAGAGGUUGAAGAGGGAUGUAGAUUGUGGUGAUAACCAAAAAGGGUACGUGGAGCUUCGGCAGGAAAAUAAGAAGAAGAAGAAAGGGGAGGGAGGGAAGAAAGGGUGUGUUGAUGGUGGCAUGCUGUGUUGUCAAGCGGAGAAGUGCAACGCUGAUCUGCAUGAGGCCAAGCAAUACCACAGGAGGCACAAGGUGUGUGAGAGUCAUGCCGAGGCUCAGGUUGUGCUUGUUCAUGGCACCAAACAACGGUUCUGUCAGCAAUGUAGCAGAUUCCACGAGUUGUCUGAAUUUGAUGAUGCAAAAAGAAGUUGCCGCAGGCGUUUGGCUGUACACAAUGAAAGGAGGAGAAAGAACUCGUCUGAUCAAUCUCAAGCAGAAGGGUCAAGGCACCACAAAGGGUCAGAGGUCCCUCAAAUGAAGGACAUUGCUUGUGGUCAGGCUAAUGAAAGGGGAAGAACUCAUAUAACGAUACAAGAAAAUUCUGCUUACAAAAAGUUUGAAAUAAGAUAAGAUCUGCUUUUGUCCUUAAGUUGCUCUCUCUCUUCUGUCAUCUUGGUGAUGAAUUGGUGAAACAGUUUCUGUCACAUUCACGCUGAAGAUUGCAUUUAGAUAAAUAACUUCAAAAAUAAAACUAACAUAAUGGUGUUGCAGUAAAUUAUGCACUUCUUCCCAUUAUGUUAAACCAUUAUGCUUGACAUAUCUUAACAUAAUACCGUGUGCUUUGUACUACAUGCCUUGCAUUAUGUGGCUAAGCAGCGAAAUUUUUUAUUUGGUUAUAUUACAAAUUACAAUCACUCAUUCUACUAACAUAGGUUCUUUUGGUUAGAGAAACUAAAGCUCCAGAACAUGUUUUGUCACCUAAAUAUAGGUUUGGCCUACACUAGAGGUCAAGUUGGCUAUGAGAAUCCCUUUUGUCAAUUUGCUAUGGGAUAAGAUAUGUGCCGAACGCACAAUGAGAUGAAUUGCUUUUGCAUGCUGAAAGAACAAAG